Molecule: messenger RNA, 2646 nt
Organism: Caenorhabditis bovis
Lineage: Eukaryota; Metazoa; Nematoda; Chromadorea; Rhabditida; Rhabditidae
Source: the annotation of a GenBank genome assembly
AUGCGAAUCGAGCUACAUCCAUUAUUCAAUGUCAAUCUUGUGCUAGGCGAUUUUUUCAAUGUCGAAUUGGAAGAGCGUGGAUAUUAUCAGAUUCGCGUCGUCCCGAAAAACUCGUCCGAAUUCUUCUCGCUGGAAAUAGUACGCGAUGGGGAUGAGACGCAGACAGCGAGACAAUCAAACAGGACGGGCUCGCCGCGGAGUCCAAAUGAUCUAAUGCCGGCAUGUGUUCAAAACGGCGUCGGAAUUAGUCAAACAAUCGAGAUAACCUAUGUCGACGAGGUGUAUAAUUUAGAAGACUCAUUUUGCAUUGCUGUUCAACUUCAAGCCACCACCAACUUCAAUGAAGUCCGAUUUCUUGAUGUCGAUCUGGAAAUAUGGUUUAUGGAUCGCUAUCGUCCGCCGCGUCACGAAUUAUUCCAGAAGCUUGCCAAACAACAAAUUCGAAUACCGUUGGACGCGACGCGAUUGUGCUCGGCGGCGCGCAGUUUGUACUUUGAGUGCGUCAAUGUCGGCGCGUUGACGAUGUCGCUUCACGCGUCGCUGGUGAUGAUGGCGACGCGUCGACGCAAACCGUCGCCGGACACGCCGCUCGCGAAAAACUCGAAACUCAAAAAGUACCAUUCGGCGGCUUGCGAGACGCUCCUCAACGCCACCAAAUCCAUCGAGGAGUUUAUCAAAAAUCAUGCGAGUUUGAUCAAAACCACCGUCUCGAUGGAUGAGAUUGACGUUGAACUUGAAUUGAAGGCGUUGGCGGCGAAUUUGGAAAUCGCCGACGCGCCCUGGAUUCGUCUCGAGACCGACUGCAGCGAGUUGAGCUCGCGAUUGACGUUGAUCUACCAGCAAAUGCUCAUUUUGUUGGGCAAAUCCGCCGAAAUUCGCGCUCAAUUAUUGGCCGAUUACGACAAACAACGACGCGGUGUUCUCAGCGAGGCGUUUUUUUGCAUCGACAAACCCAAAAACGAGGUGAUUUACAGCAUGGCGGUUAAUUACACCGAGCUUUUCGCCAUCAUCGCAAAAGCGAAAUAUUUGCAAAUGUUGCCGAGACCGACGAUUUUUUGCGCCGACGCCGACUCGCCGUCGAAUUUGUGCUCCGUCGUGUUUGAGGAGUGCUUCAGCGUCGCCGAAACGCCGGAGCCGAAGCGCGACGCUUGUAAGCCGUCGACGGCGAGCGCCGCCAUCGCCAUCAGCAGCAGCACAUCGUCGGCGAGAAAAUCGGGCUCAUUCACCGAUCGCCUCAAACGCGAAGCGUCAAAAUCGUUGCGAAUGAUCGCGCCGCGACGCAAAAGUGCCGAUAGCGCGCAAUUGAGAGCGGCGAAACGACGCGACAUUCCAAAGAGUCGAACGUCGACGGCGCCGUCCGUCGAAACGCUCGUUCUUCGCGAUGCCGACGAAUUGCUCGGAAGGGCGUCGGCGGCCGGAAACGCGGUCUCGUGUGUUCCGGCGUCGCAAUCCGACGACGACGAAAUUGGCAACAUUGAGAAGAUGAGUCGGCUCGAGGUGAUCGAGGCUCUUCGGCCGUCAUCGUCAGCCGACGACGUGACGCAGGUCGGCUCGUCGGAGUCGCAACUCCGACAAGUCCAUUCGCGCGACAUGAUCAAAACGGUGGAAUUUGUGCGGGCUCGCGAGGCACUGAAAUCAAAACUCGCGCAGAAGCGCUACGACGGCUGGUUGUAUAGUGAGCGGGCGAUGCGCGCGACGCCGCCGCUUCAAACCUCGCCGUUGUGCGUCGAAUCGCUGAAAGAGAUUCGGCAGACGGGCGGCAACGAGUCGACGCGAACGCAUCUCGUCGUGUUCGUGCACGGUCUCGAAGGGAGCCACGAGGAUUUGUUGCCGUACAAAUGCGCGUUGCGGCAGGCGAUCAAUAGCCACUACUAUUCGAUGUUUCGCGACGGCGCUCAUGAAAAUGAUGCACCUUAUCGAGUACAGUACCUAAUGAGCCGCGCGAAUCACUCGGAGACGUGGGCGAACAUCAAAACGAUGGCGCAUAAUUUGUUGUGCGAGAUUCGCGAGUUUGUCGAAGAGUAUCCGGGAAGUGUGCACCGUAUUAGUUUCGUCGGCCACUCGCUCGGCGGCGUCAUCGUUCGAUCGGCGGUUGGCGUGUGCAAAGAGGUGGCGAUGGGUUGGCUGAUCGGCAAACUCCACACGCUGCUCACCAUCAACACACCGCAUUUGGGACUCGCCUACGUCGGCCGACACGUGCACAUCGGAAUGCAGUUCGUCAAAUGGUGGAAGCGGUCCGAAUCGAUCGAGCAGCUCGCGUUGCGCGACUCGCUCAAUUUCACCCAAUCGUUUCUGUAUGAGUUGUCGGCGAAUGAUGCGCUCGCGCAGUUUCGCAAUGUUUUGAUGAUCGGCUCGCCGGACGACAUGUUUGUGCCAUCGUGCUCGGCGCUUCUCGAGCCGUCGCGACAUUCGAUUCGCGACCUAUCGGCUCUCGGCUCCGCCUACCGCGAAAUGCUCUCCAAUUUGUUGUCGUCGAUUGUGAAAAGCGAGAAGACGAAGAAUUUUGUGCGCUACGUCACGUUUCACCAGAUUCCGACGGCGAGCUCGAAUCGAUUGACGGGAAGAGCGGGACAUAUCGCUGCCGUCGAAGACGUCGUUUUCAUUGAGAAAUUAUUCUCCGUAUCGGCCGUCAAGUAUUUUGUAUAA